Messenger RNA from Dichotomopilus funicola, 636 nucleotides. RefSeq lists its product as uncharacterized. The record is from RefSeq and is a predicted model, not a curated record. The annotation marks the transcript as partial. The transcript has 2 exons. Lineage: Eukaryota; Fungi; Ascomycota; Sordariomycetes; Sordariales; Chaetomiaceae.
CCGGUACAAAUCAUGGUUACCAAGCUGGUUCUCCCGUCCUGCGAGCGGGACCCUACGCAUCCCAACCACCCCCCUCAGCUACAAAAGCCGCUGAGAAUCCAGAUCAUGGGAAUGAGCAAAUAUAUCGACAGCUUGUUCGACAACGGCGCUAAGAUACCACAGGAAGCCGUGCAAACGCCGGGUGUAGAUUCGCCUGGAGCCGAAUUUGACGAAACCGGUUUGCGGUUCGCUAAGAUGGCUUUCAACUUGUUCUACGGCCGCGACCCAAACCCAGAUAUAGCCGCCGAUUUUGUGCCGCAGCACCAACAUAGCACAUUCCCAAAGGUCGACGAAUUCAAGCCAGGGGAUGCUCCGUACGGAUAUUGCGUUACGUUCGACCAUCUUGUGGACCCGGCCGACGACGACCCGGAAACGCUCAUGAUAAACCUUUGCGAUCCUGCCGAUCCGCAGUCGGCUACCUACUUCGAGCUGGACCUAGCUCCGUAUACAACCGGCUUGGCGGCGCCGAUCGUGCUCCUCGUCCCGCGGUGCUGCCAACUAAGGAAGGGAACCACCGACCGCCAGAGGAUCAACGGCCAAGUAAAGGAGGCCAAGGAGGGCUUUCGCCCACCCAUGGAGUGGGAAGAGGUACAGUAG